UGUCUGGUUAUGCUCGUAUCCCAGAUCAGGGUCAACGUGGGCUCAAGAAAUGAUCUGGCUACUCGGUCAUGACCUGGACUUUGAAGGGGCCAAAAUAUCAUUAGAGAAUCGCUGCCCCCUCGUAGAUUUGGCAUACAAAACUACCGAGAGCCAAGUCCUUCCCAUAGACAAGGUGAAGCACUACAUGGGCCGGCCCCGAUACAUUCGUAGCCACUUGCCCUGGGAACUCCUCCCAGUGGACAUGCUGAGGGAAGACGGCACUGUGAGGCCCAAGAUAAUCUACACCUGUCGGAACCCAAAAGAUGUGGUUACAUCCUACUACCAUUACGCGAGUCUGGUGCACGACUAG
Plodia interpunctella (Indianmeal moth) is the source of this 349-nucleotide messenger RNA. Its product is annotated as luciferin sulfotransferase-like. The coding region runs from base 50 to 349 and encodes 99 amino acids. The record is from RefSeq and is a predicted model, not a curated record. The transcript is spliced from 4 exons. Gene Ontology annotation, molecular function: sulfotransferase activity. NCBI's taxonomy places the organism in Eukaryota, Metazoa, Arthropoda, Insecta, Lepidoptera, Pyralidae. Gene Ontology annotation, biological process: sulfation. Gene Ontology annotation, cellular component: cytoplasm.